This is a messenger RNA of Lentinula edodes (shiitake mushroom), 726 nucleotides long. RefSeq lists its product as uncharacterized. NCBI's taxonomy places the organism in Eukaryota, Fungi, Basidiomycota, Agaricomycetes, Agaricales, Omphalotaceae. Gene Ontology annotation, molecular function: ATP binding; ATPase-coupled transmembrane transporter activity; ATP hydrolysis activity. The record is from RefSeq and is a predicted model, not a curated record. Gene Ontology annotation, biological process: transmembrane transport. The transcript is spliced from 3 exons. Gene Ontology annotation, cellular component: membrane. The coding region runs from base 1 to 726 and encodes 241 amino acids.
AUGUGGAGGAAUCUGGACAUCAUUUUCGUGUUCAUGGUGUUCUUCUUGGCCACUGCCCUUGUUGCAACGGAAUACAUCACGGCUGCAAAGAGCAAAGGGGAAGUCCUAGUGUUCCGUCGUGGUCAUAUACCUGUACAGGAAUCCAAAUCUUCUGACGACGAAGAAUCUGCUCAACCUGUACAGCAAUUGGUCGUUGAUGUUGAGGAGAAGGUGAAGAGGGACGGCGCGGUCUCUGGGCUUCAAAAGCAAACCUCGAUAUUCCAUUGGGAAGAUGUUUGCUACCAUAUCAACAUCAAAGGUGAAGGACGACGUCUUUUGGAUAAUGUAGAUGGAUGGGUUGAGCCAGGGACUUUGACCGCGCUAAUGGGGGCGUCAGGUGCUGGGAGGACUACGCUUCUGGACACUCUGGCCAGUCGAGUGACGAUGGAUGUAGUUACCGGAAACAUGUUCGUUGAUGGACAACAGCGAGACAAAUCGUUUCAACGGAAGACGGGAUACGUACAACAGCAGGACUUGCAUCUUCAGACUUCAACAGUUCGCGAGGCCCUUAUCUUCAGUGCAUGUCUCAGACAACCACAAGAUGUCCCAGAUGCUGAAAAGGUCGCUUAUUGUUCUGAAGUCAUCCGUCUGCUAGGUAUGGAAAAGUAUGCUGAUGCCGUCAUCGGUGUCCCUGGUGAAGGUGCGUGCAGCGGCUCCGAAAUAGUUGAAAGCUUCUUUUAUUCCUAG